AUGCUCUUCACAGAAUCCUCCUUCACCACAAUACCCGGAACCGUACCGUUUGCCGCUGUGGCCAAACCACCAUCUCCGUCUUUUGCCACCUCAGCUGGCUCGGCCUUCACCGAGCUCUCAGCUUUGAUCUUCGUGUUCCUUGCGUUGGGACCACCACCAGCAGCACCACUGCUGUUCUCCAGACGAGAGGCCGUGAAAUUGCGCAUGGAGUUGUCGUACUCUUCCUCCUCCUCCUCCUCGGACUCGUCGUCGGAGUCCGAAUCGUCGCCGGCGCCGCGGACGCUGAUGCUCUCCAGGUCGUCAUUGGAAGUCAGCGCGCCGUCGCGAGUGUCGGAGAACGCCGGAGGGAAGGGCGGCGCGUGGUCCUCCGGCGGGAGCUUGCGCUUGUGGAUCGACGACGAUGCGGAGGCCGACGCGGAGUGGGAGGGAGACGGCGACUGGGAGCUCCGCGAACGGACUGGCGCCGUCAGGUGUGCUGAGUGUCCGUCCAUUGUUAGGGUAACAUAA
Striga asiatica is the source of this 507-nucleotide messenger RNA. NCBI's taxonomy places the organism in Eukaryota, Viridiplantae, Streptophyta, Magnoliopsida, Lamiales, Orobanchaceae. The record is from the annotation of a GenBank genome assembly.